Molecule: messenger RNA, 984 nt
Organism: Serinus canaria (Common canary)
Lineage: Eukaryota; Metazoa; Chordata; Aves; Passeriformes; Fringillidae
Gene: SNRNP27
Product: small nuclear ribonucleoprotein U4/U6.U5 subunit 27
Exons: 7
Coding region: 258-725 (155 amino acids)
Biological process (GO): RNA splicing
Cellular component (GO): precatalytic spliceosome
Source: RefSeq, a predicted model, not a curated record
GCCUUCCCCUCGCAUUCCGGGCUGGGCGGGCUCUCGGGGCGAGCGGCGGGACCGGCCCGGUGCGUCCCGAUGCGGUGCUGACCGGCCCCGCCGGCCGCCUCCCCUCAGGCCCGAUCCCCUCAGGUUCGGUCCCCUCAGCCGCCUACCGUCAGGCCCGAUCCCCUCAGGCCGGCUCUCCUCAGGUUCGGUCCGCUCUGGCCGGGUCCCCCCGGGCCGGCGGCGCCGUGGGAGCAGCAGCGCGGGGCUGAGGGGCGGCCAUGGGCCGCAGCCGCUCCCGGUCACCGCCGCGGCGGGAGCGGCGGCGCUCGCGUUCCACCUCCCGGGACAGGGACAGGCGGCGGCGGGAGCGAUCGCGGUCCCGGGACAGGGACAGGAGGAGGAGCCGCUCCCGCUCCCCGCACCGGAGGCGAUCCAGGUCCCCGCGCCGGCACCGCUCCAGCUCCUCGUCACCAGCACGGCCCAAGGAGCGCCGGGAUGAGGAGAAGAAGGAGCUCAAGGACUCCAAGAAGGAGCGGCAGAUCACGGAGGAGGAUUUGCAGGGCAAGACAGAGGAGGAGAUUGAGAUGAUGAAGAUGAUGGGUUUUGCCUCCUUUGAUACCACCAAGGGGAAGAAGGUGGAUGGUGCUGCCAAUGCCUAUGCCAUCAACGUGUCCCAGAAGAGGAAGUACAGGCAAUACAUGAACAGAAAAGGAGGAUUCAACAGGCCCCUGGAUUUCAUCGCCUGACGCUGGCACAGGCUCCCACCACGGAAGGAUUUUCUCUUCCCUGCACUCUCCUGGGUGGCUCCCGUGCUGGCUUCCAGUGGAAUUUGGGUUAUUCCCAACAAAUCCCACACCCAGAGCCACCACGAGUUCCCGUUUCCCAGAUAUUUGUUUGGUUGUUUUUUUUUACAAAGGUCAGUUUCUGGCUGGGAUUUUGCUGUGUUCUCCCUGUUUUUGGUUUAUUUCCCUGUUAAUAAAACCCCGGAUGUAUUUUUUCCUUUAA